AUGACCUCCGCUAAGGAAGGGAAGGCGGCGCCCCCGCUGCUGCAGCCGGGCGCGGAGGAAAGGCGCCGGAUCCCGCUGGACCAGCUGCCGCCGCCCGCCAACUCCAACAAGCCGCUGACCCCGUUCAGCAUCGAGGACAUCCUGAGCAAACCCUCCGGGCGCAAAGCCCCGGCCUCCCGCUUGCUGGACAAGGUCGCGGGCGCGACGGGGGCCCCCAGGAACGGCGUGCCCGCGCCGGCCUCGCCGCUCUGCGCCCUCGAGGAGCUGGCCAGCAAAACCUUCAAAGGGCUCGAGGUGAACGUGCUCCAAGCGGCCGAAGGCCGCGACCCGUUGGGCGCCUUCGGGCCCCGGCAGCCCUCGAAGAAGCGCCGGAAGUCGCGCACGGCCUUCACCAACCACCAGAUCUACGAGCUGGAGAAGCGCUUCCUCUACCAGAAGUACCUGUCGCCCGCCGACCGGGACCACAUCGCGGCGCAGCUGGGCCUGAGCAACGCGCAAGUCAUCACCUGGUUCCAGAACCGCCGCGCCAAGCUGAAGCGAGACCUGGAGGAGAUGAAGGCCGACGUGGAGUCGCUCAAGAAGCUGCCCCCCGCCGCCCUGGAGAAGCUGGCCAGCAUGCCCGAGCUCGAGCCCGAGGCCCAGCCGCCCCCCGCCCGCGCCCGCGCCGGCAGCCUGCCCCGCGCCUCGCCCCCGUCCUCGCCGGGCGCCUCGCUGCGCGCCACGGACGCCUUCUCCGACGGCGAGGACGGCGAGGACGACGACGAGGACGAGGAAGAGGAGAUAGACGUGGGGGACUGA
This is a messenger RNA of Elgaria multicarinata webbii, 798 nucleotides long. RefSeq names its product ladybird homeobox 2 (gene LBX2). The record is from RefSeq and is a predicted model, not a curated record. Gene Ontology annotation, cellular component: nucleus. NCBI's taxonomy places the organism in Eukaryota, Metazoa, Chordata, Lepidosauria, Squamata, Anguidae. Gene Ontology annotation, molecular function: sequence-specific double-stranded DNA binding; DNA-binding transcription factor activity, RNA polymerase II-specific. The coding region runs from base 1 to 798 and encodes 265 amino acids. Gene Ontology annotation, biological process: regulation of transcription by RNA polymerase II. The transcript has 2 exons.